AUGAUAUAAUCUAAAAUUCAUUAAUUUUUAGUUCAGUUAGAUAACUAAACCUAGAAAUUUUAUUAAGUGUUAUCAUUUUAUGUAAUGAUAAUUUGAUUAAUUAGGAAUAAGCAUAUAUUUAAAAUACUGAAACUUUGGCUGGUAAGAGAACAAAGAAUAUUACAUGGUCUCCUUAAUUAGAUAUCUCAGAAUUAAUUAAUAGUAAAUAAGUGACAGCUAUAAAAUCAACAUUACUUUCAAAUAAUACACAUAUAUGUAUUUAUGUACAAAAAUCUAUUGUGAUUGCUUCUAAUUAAAAUGUGAUAGGAUGUGAAGUACUCUUAUCAAUUUUAUAAAUUAACAAAUGUCAAGUAUAAAAUUAAUCUAUUAAUUAGAAGAAUCAAAUAGAUCGAAUUAUCUGAAUAAACAAUACAUUUAAACAAUAUCUAAUUCAUAACAAAAUCUUAAACUUUUGAAUGAGUUAUUAGUCAUCAACCAAGAACUAUUUUCAAAUUUCCAUAGAUUACCUACUUUUGAACUAGACUUUCUAAUUAAAUUUUUACAUCUUUAACAUUAAACUUAAAAAUACUAUGUAUUUUACUAAUAUAGAUUAGUUAUUCCAAAUUAGGAUUUUGAUGAAAAAGUUAAAAUUUUAAUUAUUCCAACUAUGAAUUUUAUUUCUCGUGGAUCAACAUAAGAUGAUCAUUGUAAUAACAUAAAUCAAGAGUUAUAUCAUUUAUCAGAAAUGACUAAAGAUGUAUUUUAUAAUCCUUCUGAUAAAAUUAAACAAUUUAGAGAAAGAGUUAGAAAAAGCAAUAAAAAAGCCAAGAAACCAUUGAUACCUAUAUAACCUUAAUAUUCAAUAACAAAAUAAAACCCAUUAUUAAAAAUAUAACCUAUUGUUAGACCUUAAGAAUUUAGUUUUCAUGAGACAUCAAAUACAAAACCUCGCAGGAAUAAAAUAUUUAAUAGUCUAAAUUUUCCUUAAACAAAAAAAUUGCUAAAGUUAUGA
Molecule: messenger RNA, 991 nt
Organism: Paramecium sonneborni
Lineage: Eukaryota; Ciliophora; Oligohymenophorea; Peniculida; Parameciidae
Source: the annotation of a GenBank genome assembly